Molecule: messenger RNA, 4612 nt
Organism: Astrephomene gubernaculifera
Lineage: Eukaryota; Viridiplantae; Chlorophyta; Chlorophyceae; Chlamydomonadales; Astrephomenaceae
Source: the annotation of a GenBank genome assembly
GGCCGCUUCCCAGCAGCAGCCUGCACCUGCUGUGGAGGUGGCCCCGCUCCAAACGUUACAGCUGCCACCGGCCACGGGUGGUUCAGCUGGCCUGCGUGGUAGCUUGCUGGGCGCCUGCCAGGACGCCUCCACCCCACCUUUCACCCCUCGGUCCAAGCGCGACCCCCGCCGCGCGCUGCACUGUCACCAGCCCAUCGCAGGUGGCCUGCGGGGCUCCCAGAUGCCAGCAGCAGCAGCAGCAGCGCUUGAUAAGGCGGUUGCGGUUGAUGGGAGCCCUGCUGUUGCCGCUGCACCCGUCGUGCCUUCUAUGGCUGCUGCUGCUGCUGCUGCUGCUGCCACCGGAAACACUAAACCAGCAGCAGCAGCGGGGGCAGCAGCAGCAGCUGCUACUGCAACGGGUGCUACUGCAAUGGGUGUGGCUGCAGAUGCAUCCCUGCCCCUCAGCAGCGAGCCGACAGCGCCAGCAAGGGUCCAGAUAUGCAAUAUGCUGCAGGUUGCACCACGAGUAUGGCCGCCGCCCCCGGCUGGCCUUGAUGCCCGGUCACCUCUGCUUCAGCCGGUGACCCAUGGGUCAUCUGGGUCGCUGCCCGCGCCUGUCACUGGUGGGAGUGCUGGUGCGGCUGGUGGUGUGGGAGCCGCUGCUGCCACUGGAUGCUACGAUGGUGUUCCGCCGGGUCCCAGACGGAUCCGUCAAACGAGGGUGGGGGCGGCGCUGAACCCUGCUGCUCCAGGCGCUGCUGGACCGGCUGGCAACCCGCCAGCAGCGGCAGCAGUACCCGGUACGGCACUGAUGCCUGCUGGUAUGGCAGCCGCACCUGCCAACACAUCAGCAGCACUUGGUACGGUAGUGCAACCCUGCACACCGGCCUUAUCGUGGUUCCCCUCACCGGUUGCUGCUGCUUAUGCUGCUCUUGUUGCUCUUGCUGCUGGUGCCGACGCAUCAUCAGGAAGCAGCACUCAGCUGCCAGCAGCACUUGCAGCGGGCUUGCAGCCCCACCAGCAGCAGCCGGCGGUGUCUGAUGAGCAGGAGGGAGUGCAUGCGGGGGCAGCAACAGCGAAUGCUGCUGAUGCUGCUGCUGCUGCGGCGGUGGUGGCAUCUACACCCGCCUGCCAGCUGCAGCCGCCGUGCAUGCCGCCGCAGCUGCUGGCGCCCCCAGUAGCUCCGGAGCCGCAGCACCAGCCGCCUCAGCAGCAACAACUCCAGGAGCUGCCGCAACAGCAGCAGCUGCAGCAGCCACCCAUCCCCUCGCCGCUACAGCCGCAGCAGCCCGCCGCUGGCACGACGUCUCCACCGCAUCUCAUCACCUGUCUGCAGCAGCAGCAGCGGAUGCAGCACCAGCGGAUGCAGCAGCAGCGGCCGCCACAACAGUGGCAGCAGGAUUUUCCUUCACCCACACCCCAGCAGGGGCUGCUGGAGAGGCCGAAUCUGGACAUGUUCAUGAGACUGCGGGGAUCGAGUGGCAGCGAGGGUGGCCCGUCCAGUGCUGCUGCUGCUCCUGGUGUUGGUGGCGACACCAUGUCUGCUGGAGAGGUAAUCCGGCCAACUGCUGGGCAUGGCGCUGCUGGUUGUGCCUUGCCUGUUCCGGGCACUGGCGGCUUUUGUGAGGAUGUCGGCGGUGCUGCCGGCGCGGAUGGGAGAAGCAGCUGGGGCAUUAAUGAUGGGAGUGAGGUUGAUGACGAUGACGAGCCAGCUGAGGACGGUGAGAACGGCGGCGGCGGCGGCGGCGGUGGUGGCGGUGACAGUGGUGGUGACAGCGGCGGACAGCAUGGCCUUGACGGUGGCCUCAACCGUGAUGGCCAGGGCGACAUCCUCAACCGUGAGGUAGCGGAGGCAGGGGAGGCUCGAGGAGGGCAGCAGAAGGUCAUGCAGCAAUGCACGCCUGCUGGCGGGGGUGCACACGAGCAAGCAGCGGCUGCUCCUGCUGCUGGGCCCUCCAGCAGCCGGGCCGCCUCCUCCUCGCAUGUGCGCGUUAAGCAGAAAUGGAUCGGGAAAAGCCACCUGGCGCUCAGCAUGCAUGAUGCCCGCAAGUGGUUCGGGGAACCGUUCACUGAGGCCCAAGUGCAGGUCAAGAUCGUAAUGGAUGGUCUGGCUCAACACCAGCAACACGACGUCACCUUUGCUCAUGAUGCCAAGCAAAGGAAAUGCGCUGUCAAAGGAACCAGCGUGCACAGGGCUGCACGCGGCAAGUGGUUCGUGCGCUGGAGCCGCCCCGACCCCCAGGGCCCCGUUGAGCUGCACCUGCGCUCCGCGCCAGGGCGGUGGAGUGGCACGAGGAAGCGCCGCCAGGGCGGUUCGGCGCUUGAGGCUGCAAGGGAGGGACAGGAGCUGGACGAGACGGCGGCCACGGAUGAAGCUGCUGGAGGGGCAGCAGGAGGGUGUGACAGGUCGCUGCAGGCUGGGGAAGGAGGCGGGAAGAGCCGGGAUAAGCGGAGGCGUUAUUGCAUGGAGGAGGGGCAGGUGGAUGGAGAGGGGGAGGAGGAGCAGGUGAAGGAGGAGGAGCAGCAGCAGAAGACGAAAAGAGUGGAUUGACCCAUGGGUCCGGUGAGCUCUGAAGUACCGGUAUUGCAAGUUGUUAGUACCAGGCUUGCAGGAAGUAAUAAGGUCCUGGGAGGCGUCUAGAAGGGCCUUCUACACUUCAGUUGGAGGGGCAUUGGCAGCAGUUGCCUGAUAACGCUGCACCUACCUACCAGAGCAUGCCGGUAAGAGGAUACUUUUGUCCAGAAUGCUGUGUAUGUUAGCCGCACUCUUGCCCUUCCUACGCAUGCAUGUGUGCGAUGUGCCAGGGGGGGCAACAUGCAACAAGGGGGGCAGCAGGGCCGGGCAGCGGUGUGCCCUUAGGUGCCGGCAUGAGUCCCCAGGGGCCGCCCUCCUACCCCACUUUACGGCGGCAGUUUAAUUAAGGGGUUCACUCCUUGAAUGAAUGAGCGCUACAAUCGUUUCUUAGGAAUGCGCUUUGCCUAGUGGCAUAUGAUGUGCGAUGGUUCUGUGGAUGCACAGGAAGCGUGACGGGGUUUGCUUGACCGGAAGGUGUCGAGGGAAGUUGUUGGAAAGUACGGCCGAAUCCUUUAUUAACGGUUCAACAGCCAAGGGUCCGCACUCCCAACACCUUUCCCUCGCGCUCUGCAUACGUUGUAAGGAUUUGGUUUUUUUUGUUAAGCGGGUGUGACUGUUAUUUAGGCUUUUAACCAAUUGGAAUGUGACAGGCUGACAAAAAGAACGGAUCAUUUGUGAUGACGAUUUGCCUCCGGCCUUCAUUCCCGACCAGACAUCCAAAUAACAAUAAUUUUCUUCACAUCCAGCGUUCCCACGGCUUCUCCAGCCUGCUCCUACCCUUACCAACGCUCGCAAAAAGCCCUAAACACGCUUUUAUCGCCGCAUCAGCAAUGUCCGAGCUAAGCUCCCCAACCGCGCAGCCAAACGGCCCAGUCCGCGAAGUUGCUUCCACUGCUCGCGUGCGUGUGUUCAGCGCUGCUGAGGAUCCCGAAGGCGCCAAGCAGUGCAUUGUCACGAUCGGUCAGGGCUUCGCUUCCGAGCCUAACAACGACUUCUACUGCGCCGACGCCUCCCUGCACGGCAGCCGCUGGCAGGCCAUCGCCUCCAAUACGCUCCUGCGCAGCCCUCCGCACGUGCGCCUGUUGCACAGUGUUGCAGGCGGCGGCCCGGAGGGGGAGCAUGCAGCGGUGGCCUUCGCCUAUUCCUACCCAGAGGACAAGGCCCCCGAGGGCGACCCCGACCCGCCCGGCACCAUUGACCUGUCCACCUCCACUCGACCCGAGAGCAUUCCCGUACGGGACGAGAUGCUGUCGUACCUCUCGGCGAAGAAGGCGGAGUUCCAUGAGACCCACGGGUCAUUCGGGUACAUCGCCUUCCUCGCCACCCGCCCCGAGUGGCGCGGGCGGGGUCUGGGGUCCCGCCUGCUGAGGCACCUGACGGACAAGGCCGACGCGGCGGGUCGGUGGUGCUACCUAGAGGCGACCAAUGAGGACAACGCGCGACUCUACCAACGGCAUGGCUUCCGUACGAUCGAGACCAAGGUUUGGACUCUGGAGUGCCUGCCUGGGAGGCGCGUCAUGCUGCUGCCUAUGAGCCGACCUCCCUCACGCUCCCCCUGAGGGCAACAAUGAGGGACGAGGAAGCUGCAAGUGUAUCCAUUGGCUCCACCAUGAUGGCCCCCUUGCGAGGGGGCAGGGGAUUGGGGCAGCGGCCUGGAGGAGGGCGGAACCCCAGGAACCCCUAGGUUGCUCCAUUGUACCAGGUCUAAGCAGCAGUUGCUGCGUCCUUCGGGGAUUACAUGCUUUACGAUGCACAAGUUUACAUAGCUGCGGUGUGCAAUGCGACAGCGUUGGGUAAGGUAUACACUGUUCGCCUCUUGAUGAGCCCUCCUGAACCCGGCAACGGUUUGUUCCAGCCGUAAAGGGAACUGUGGUCUGCAUGGUUGGUGAAGGAAUCAUCAGCGUGCGCUACAUGGACGACAUGUACGUGAGGACGCCUGUGUACGGCAGGGAUAAUGGUGACUUUUGAAUGAAUCCAGAGCUGCUGCAACAGCGGAUACUAUGACUCCAACCAGCAGACCAUGCAGCACGAAAAUCGCAAAACGGAAGAAUCGCCGAC